Galeopterus variegatus (Sunda flying lemur) is the source of this 5370-nucleotide messenger RNA. RefSeq names its product lysine (K)-specific demethylase 4B (gene KDM4B). Gene Ontology annotation, molecular function: histone H3K9 demethylase activity. Bases 128 to 3433 code for a protein of 1101 amino acids. Gene Ontology annotation, biological process: chromatin remodeling. The transcript is spliced from 23 exons. Gene Ontology annotation, cellular component: nucleus. The record is from RefSeq and is a predicted model, not a curated record. Lineage: Eukaryota; Metazoa; Chordata; Mammalia; Dermoptera; Cynocephalidae.
CAUCACCAUUGCUGGAGGUGCCUGACAGAAAUCCCAGCCAGCUUUUGGGGCAUCUCUCAUCCCACAACCUCAGCUAUCCAGGACAAAGCCAGGAACUUGGAAGUGUGGCGCCCGUGCAUCUGCAGCCAUGGGAUCUGAGGACCACGGGGCCCAGAACCCCAGUUGUAAAAUCAUGACGUUUCGCCCAACCAUGGAAGAAUUUAAGGACUUCAACAAAUAUGUGGCCUACAUAGAAUCGCAGGGAGCCCACCGGGCAGGCCUGGCCAAGAUCAUCCCCCCGAAGGAGUGGAAGCCACGGCAGACGUAUGAUGACAUUGAUGACGUGGUCAUCCCAGCCCCCAUCCAGCAGGUGGUGACAGGGCAGUCGGGCCUCUUCACACAGUACAACAUCCAGAAGAAGGCCAUGACCGUGGGCGAGUACCGCCGCCUGGCCAACAGCGAGAAGUACUGCACCCCACGACACCAGGACUUUGAUGACCUUGAACGCAAGUACUGGAAGAACCUCACCUUCGUCUCACCCAUCUACGGGGCCGACAUCAGUGGCUCUUUGUACGACGACGACGUGGCGCAGUGGAACAUUGGCAACCUCAGGACCAUCCUGGACAUGGUGGAGCGGGAGUGCGGCACCAUCAUUGAGGGCGUCAACACCCCCUACUUGUACUUCGGCAUGUGGAAGACCACCUUUGCCUGGCACACGGAGGACAUGGACCUGUACAGCAUCAACUACCUGCACUUUGGGGAGCCCAAGUCGUGGUACGCCAUCCCACCAGAGCACGGCAAGCGGCUGGAGCGGCUGGCAAUCGGCUUCUUCCCAGGGAGCUCGCAGGGCUGCGACGCCUUCCUGCGGCACAAGAUGACCCUCAUCUCACCCAUCAUCCUGAAGAAGUAUGGGAUCCCCUUCAGCCGGAUCACGCAGGAGGCUGGGGAGUUCAUGAUCACGUUUCCCUAUGGCUACCACGCUGGCUUCAAUCACGGUUUCAACUGCGCGGAAUCUACCAAUUUUGCUACCCUGCGGUGGAUUGAUUAUGGCAAAGUGGCCACUCAGUGCACGUGCCGCAAGGACAUGGUGAAGAUCUCCAUGGAUGUGUUCGUGCGCAUCCUGCAGCCCGAGCGCUACGAGCUAUGGAAGCAGGGCAAGGACCUCACCGUGCUCGACCACACGCGGCCCACGGCCCUCAGCAGCCCCGAGCUGAGCUCCUGGAGCGCCUCCCGCACCUCGCUGAAGGCCAAGCUCCUCCGCAGACAAAUUAGUCUGAAAGAAAACAGACACUGGAAAAAGACUGAGGAGGAGAGAAAACCAAAUCUAGAAAGGAAGAAAGAGCAGACCAAAAAGCCGGGGCUGUCGUCUCACCGGAAACGGAGCCAGCCCAAGAAGCCCAAGCCCGAAGACCUCAAGUCACCAGGGGAGGGGGCGGCUGGGAUGGCCCUCCUGGAAGAGGCUGGGGGCAGUGUGAAGGAGGAGGCCGGGCAGGAGGCGGACCCCGAGGAGGAGGAGGAGGAGCCGCAGCCGCUGCUGCAGGGCCGGGAGGCUGAGGGCACAGAAGAGGAUGGCAGGGGGAAGCCACGGCCCCCCAAGGCCAAGGGCGACCGGAAGAAGAAGAGCUACGGCCUGCUGCCUCCUCCCCAGGCGGUGCCCGAUGAGGACCGUGUGUCCUCUCAGCAGACCUUUGAGCACUUCGCCCAUAAGGGCCCCGUCUGGAAGGAGCAGGCUGCCCCCAUGGAGCUGGCGGGGCCAGAGGAGGAGGGCACAGCAGGCGGCGGGGCGGGCCGCACCGAGACCAAGGCCCGGGCUGGAGAGGUGGUGUCCACGUUCUCCAAGUUGAAGAUGGAGAUCAAGAAGAGCCGGCGCCACCCUCUGGGCAAACCACCCACCCGGUCCCCACUGUCAGUGGUCAAGCAAGAGGCAUCGAGUGACGAGGAAGCGUUCCCUUUCUCCGGGGAGGAAGACAUGAGUGACCCCGAGGCCUUGCGGUCCCUGCUGUCCCUACAGUGGAAGAACGAGGCAGCCAGCUUCCAGGCCGAGAGGAGGUUCAACGCGGCGGCCGCACGCACCGAGCCCUACUGCGCCAUCUGUAGCCUCUUCUACCCGUACAGCCGGUCCCUACAGACCGAGAAAGAGGCGCCCCAGGCCUCUUUUGGGGAGGGCUCCUUGGCUGUGCCACCUUCCAAAAGUGGCCAAAAGACGCGGCCGCUGAUCCCCGAGAUGUGCUUCACCUCCAGCGGCGAGAACACGGAGCCUCUCCCCGCCAACUCCUACAUCGGGGACGACGGCACCAGCCCGCUGAUCACAUGCGCCAAGUGCUGCCUGCAGGUCCACGCCAGUUGCUAUGGCAUCCGCCCUGAGCUGGUCAACGAAGGCUGGACGUGUUCCCGGUGCGCAGCUCACGCCUGGACUGCGGAGUGCUGCCUAUGUAACCUCCGAGGAGGAGCGCUGCAAAUGACCACAGAGAGCAGGUGGAUCCAUGUGAUCUGCGCCAUCGCUGUCCCGGAGGUGAGGUUCCUGAAUGUGAUUGAGCGCCACCCCGUGGACAUCAGUGCCAUCCCCGAGCAGCGGUGGAAACUGAAAUGCGUGUAUUGCCGGAAGCGGAUGAGGAAGGUAUCGGGUGCCUGCAUCCAGUGCUCCUACGAGCACUGCUCCACGUCCUUCCACGUGACCUGCGCCCUCGCCGCCGGCGUCCUCAUGGAGCCCGACGACUGGCCCUACGUGGUCUCCAUCACCUGCCUCAAGCACAAGGCAGGGGGCCACGGGGUCCAGUUUCUGAGGGCUGUGUCCUUAGGCCAGGUGGUCAUUACCAAGAACCGCAACGGGCUCUACUACCGCUGCCGCGUCAUCGGCACCACCACACAGACCUUCUAUGAAGUGAACUUUGAUGACGGGUCCUACAGCGACAACCUCUACCCAGAGAGCAUCACCGCACAAAGAGCAAGUUCUUUACAACUGGAACCUUAUGCCCCCCCGACGAGAAUGUCACGAGGGCCUGAGUAUAACUACAGUGCCUUUCCUGGCACAGAUGAAUGGGUGUCCGUUGCUUUUAUGAAAACGGGCCUCCUUGCAUACAAGCUCCUCCAAGCAUGUGCUGGCCUUGGGGCGCUAGGACAUUGGCGAUGGGGCUCAGACCAAUAUACUGCAGCCCCAACCCUAAGAACUACGUCCCCUUUGCAGGUGGAGUUUGAGGAUGGAUCCCAGCUGACAGUGAAGCGAGGGGACAUCUUCACCCUGGAGGAGGAGCUCCCCAAGAGGGUCCGGUCACGGCUGUCACUCAGCACGGGGGCACCGCAGGAGCAUGCCUUCUCAGGAGAGGAGGUGAAGGCCGCCAAGCGCCCGCGUGUGGGCACCACGCUCGCUGCUGAGGACUCGGGGCGCAGCCCAGACUAUCUGACCUUCAUGGAGAACUUCCUGCAGGCGCAGGGCCGGCCUGGAGCGCCUUUCUAGGACAGCCGGCCUGGGCGACCCUUCAGCCCAGCAAGGCAGGCCACGGCGGGUCCUGGGCGUUUGCUUGCUGUGAAUUCCUGUCCUCGAGUCCCCCCAGCCCCUGAGGGGCUACCUCCGUGCUGUGGGUACCCCUCUGUGGGGCGACAGGAGCAGGCAGGACGCCGCACACGGCCCCCAGACUCAGGGAGCAGGGCCACGCGGGCUCGGGGCGGCCGGGGGUGCGCCACCCACUCAACUCAGAUUUUUAAACCAUGUAAGCUCUCUUCUUCUCGAAAAGGUGCUACCGCAUUGCCACUGAGCAACCUUUGAGAUUGUGACUUCUGUACAUAAUCACCUUUGUGAGGCUCUUUCUAUAAAUACCUAUUGUUUUAAAAAAAAAAAAAGGAAAACAAAGAAAAGGAAAAAGUCCCCAAAGUUGUUUUCUAGAUUUGUGGCUUUAACAAAACAAAACAAACAUGUUCUUUUUCUCAGAACGAAGAUACGCUGAGGGAGGUAAAUGCAUCUCAUUGUUUUUUGUUGUUGUUUUAAAAUAUGAUUUGUCUAUUGAGCAGGCAGGGAAGGGGUGUGUGGCGGCUGGAAUGUCCUAGUAUCUCAAGGCAGUUCUGCAGCUGUCGUGUGACCUGCGGUGGCCCAGGAGGGUGGGCAGAUGCCCCAGUCACAGGUGAGUGACUGGGUCUCACUCUCGCCUUGCCCUGGCUCCUGGACUGUGAUGGUCCCAGCAGCUGCCUCCCGCCGCUGCCUGCACCUGUCACUCUCUGUGCCUGAUAGGAGGAGGCCAGGGGUCCCUUGAGUUGCCGAGCCCACAUGCCGGCCAGCAGGAGCCACGGGACCCAGGUGCCUGUCUCCCAUGUGCCCGCACCUUUGCAAAACAAACCGUCUCUCUGGUUUGCUCCUCUAUGCUUCUCCCCCCAAGAGAAUCGCUCUACAGCUGAGGCCGCAGAUGUUCGAGAGGCUUCCUCUCAGACAACACGUCCCCUGCACCCGCGAGGCCUCGGGGAGGAGGAUCCCUGCGCGUGUGCCGGGCGCUGGUCAGCACCAAGCGCGGCCUCCCGGCGCGGCUCUCGGUGCGGGCUCUGAGCGUGUUAGGGUCGGGCCUUCCAGGCGGCACAAGUCUCAUGGGGCUCCAGCCACCCAGGCGCCCCCCGCUUUGUCCAGUCUCCUGUGCAGGGAGGGCUGCCGGGACCCCGGGGCUUGGUCCGUCCUCCGCUUCUGCCCUCCGGGAUCCUGUUUGUAACUCGUGGACUUGCGUGUUUGGGAGAAAGGGAGCGGGGGAGUCGCUGCUUUCAACGUGGGGGGAUCUGCGGGUUGAACUGAUGAUGAGAGAACAGGUACUUCACAGGCCGGCUUGGGAAGCGGCUUCCCAUGGUGGCCCAGGAGGGAGGCGGCUCCCGCAGCCCUGCCCGCCACCUCCACCCCACGCCCUCUGCGGGGCCACCUCCCGUCGCCCGGGGAGGCUGAGAAGAUGAUCAGCUUGUAUAAAGAAAAGUUAUUAAAGAGUGUUCUGAUGGUUGCCAGGCCAGAGAACUAUUUAAGGAAAAGGGAGAGAAUCCUCUGUGGGGGGAGGAGGAAAGGUGGGGUUCCCCUGAAGCAUGGGGUCUCCCUCUGCGGGUGCGCAGCCCCCGGUGCGGCCUGCGCUGUAUUCAUAUGUAGUUUGCAAAUGCUAUUUAUAUUGUAAAGAGAGUACAAAGCAGCAGGCCCUGCCCUGCAGUGGGUCGGCCUCGGGGUGCAGACAGGCCACGGAGAGGGUGGCAGGGGACAGGCAUUUCCCCCACGGAGACACUUCUGUGUCUUACUCUAUGAAACACAGAACAAAACAGCCCACCCACCCUGGUUUUCUCCCCCACCCCAGAUUAAGGAUGCGCUGUAUUUUCGCCUAAUUUCCCUGCCUCUAGGUUCAUAAUGAAUUAAAGGCUCGUGAGCACUGCAGAUUCCCGCUC